AUUUCGUCCGAUCAGAAACUCAGAGUAGCAUAAGAUUAGCCUUCGACUCAAGGCCGUACUGAUUCAAUCUAUUACUAAAGUUCUGUGAGUUUUCCUAACCAGGAUAUUCUCUGGAAAAUAGCAACAACCAUGACAACCCGGGCUAGUCAACUCGUGCGAGAUCAGAAUGUCAUCAACCUUCACUGUGAUGGACCUUCUAUUGGGACGAACACUAAUAACAGCAGUAUCUCCAAGGAUCAAAAGAAGGGAGGAGGAGGAAUGGUUGGUGCCAGAAGAAGAGCACUUAAUGAUAUAUCAAACGCUGCAACACCAUCUGCACUUCAGGCAUCAUCAAAGAAAACAGCAACCACCAACCCCUCAAUUGUGGGGAAAGAUGUUGAAGAUUCAAAAAAGAAGAAGCAAGUUGGUGGCAGGAAGCCCCUCGGAGAUCUGACUAACUCUACAGCGCUGCUGCUAUCUAAGCCGCAGGUGCACAAAAAAGGGUAUGAUGAGAAAAUGAUCUCUGUGGCUGAGGAGGGGUUUCUGCACAAUCACGACAAGUGCAUCCAAGAACAAAAGAAGGCCAUGGACAUGAGCUGCUGUUUUCUUAAGGAAGCUAAUGAUUCAUCAAAACUAGUAUUACUCACUCCACGUGCUUAUCCACCCCCAUUGAGGUCAAAGGAUGAAGGAGUGAAGAACCAGGGUGAAGGAGUGAAGAACUUGGAAUUGGAAGAACUGCCAGAGUUGCAGCUGACUCCUUUGCACAAUAGCACACCUGUUUGUGGGGAGUCACCAAUGUCUCCAAAGGCGCUGCCACUAUGUAUGGGCUGGGGGGAAGAUGUUCCAGAGUUCUCACUGAUUGAAACCCCAAUGCUCCCAAAGAAGUGUUGAAUGAAUGCCCAGCAGAUUGUUGUCUAAUUAGCCAACAUAUACGUAAAUUUGUGUCUCAAGCUUUAGUAGCUCUAGUAGUUCAGUUUGCUAAGAAGUGGUGUGGUACUUGUGGUUAAAUUUAACUUCAGUGGUUAAAUUUGUUUCCAGAUUUCUAUGCUUGUGGUGUGGUGCUAAGAAGAAACUUCCUCAUCUUUUUAGCUUGUUUUGGAGUAUUAUACUGAGUAUGUUUCAACUUUGUCAAUCGGUCACAUUUUUAAAGGUGAUACAAAAUUAGUUGAAGUGUUCUUAUUGUGAAUGUAGAACCCUAGGUUUUGUUAAAUAUAUGAUGUCUUGUGAAUGUAGAAGUUUUGUCUAUGAUCUUAUAUGUACCAUUUUGUUUGAAUUCUCUAACAUUCUGAAUGAGCAUUUGGAGGAAGUCACAAAUAAAUUGG
Messenger RNA from Cuscuta europaea, 1301 nucleotides. Lineage: Eukaryota; Viridiplantae; Streptophyta; Magnoliopsida; Solanales; Convolvulaceae. The record is from the annotation of a GenBank genome assembly.